Messenger RNA from Symbiodinium sp. CCMP2592, 1347 nucleotides. Lineage: Eukaryota; Dinophyceae; Suessiales; Symbiodiniaceae. The record is from the annotation of a GenBank genome assembly.
AUGGACACGCUUCUGUUCAACCCAUUCAGCUACUACUGGCGCGUGCUGAGAGAGGAGCAGUCUGCCUGUGCAAAGGUACACAGCCUGUGCAUAGAUGCAGAGCGGCAGCAGAGAGAAGCGCUCAACAUCGCAAAGUUUGACAAAACGCUAAUGCUGGCUUACAAGCGCUUCAGCCUGUUUGGAAUGAUCUAUGACCACUACUUUGUAACAGACGGGAAGUGGACCAUAGAGUUUAGAGGAGAUGAGGUUGCCGAGGCCGUUGUCCAUGUACGCAGCCAGCAUCCUGAAUACUACGAAGUCGCGCAGACAUUCAGCAAUGCCGAAGAUGUGCGACAUCGCAUGGAGUUGGUAUGUGGCGCCCGUGCAUUUUCUUUCUGUUUACGUAAUUGUGAGCAUGUGGCACGCUUCAUCGCGGAAGGCAAGUGGUUCAGUGCACAGAGCGCCGUUGAAGGCACAAUGUGGAGCAGGUGCCUAGCUCAACUUGCCGGUCAACACCAGCUCAAACUCAACAAGUGGCCGUGGGAGUUGGAACCUCUACCUUCCUGCUGUCUCGUCAAGGGUUUGGACGGGUUCCUUAGCUACCGGAGGCAGGACUGCCACGCAAGCCAUGAUCCGAAUCUCUUCACCGUCCUAGCUGUCGGAAGCGACAUGGCGGAGACAUCGAGGCUGAUUGACAUACUCUUUGGCAAGAGUGUGUCCCGCACUGACAAUGCCCAGAAUGUACCCCUGAAGCUUCAGGUAACGCUGGGGCUGGGCGAAAUUGGUGGCCGCAAGCGUUCCGUGCAAGUGAUUCAGAUGAUUGGCAGUGCCGAAGCAUGCUUGGAGAAUGCGGCGAUCCUGAAAUCGCAUAUGCUCGAAGACGUGUUGAACGUGGACCGCGUUCUAGUUGCCAUUGAUGCGGUGCCACUCACGGAUGGGAUGUGCAUGCUUUUAAGACUGCUGGGCAUCUGCCAGAAUGCCUUGAACUUCACCUUCGUGCUUAGCAAAACUGCGGACAUCACCAGAAGCGUUGCUGACAGGCUUCUGGUGGAAUUGCAUGUCCAACUGGGUGUUGAUUCCACUUCUGACAUCUCCACACCAUCCGUGAGCACGUGUCAGCGUUUCACGAGGUGCGAGUACUUGAAGCAAGAGGAAAGGCCAAGCCGAGUGUUGGCCAUUAAGCAUUCCUUGCCCGAGCCUCGAAGCUCUGAGAGGGUGCACCUCAUCGUCCCUGGGCCUGGCGUGAAUGCAGAUGCCUUUAGAAACCAGCUGUUGGAUGCUACGUUUUUGCCAUGUGACGGUCACUUCUUGUCAAGAGAUUGGCGCCUUCGAGUGGACACAACAGCCAGCACUUGUCAAACUCAGUGA